This is a messenger RNA of Schistosoma margrebowiei, 3230 nucleotides long. The record is from the annotation of a GenBank genome assembly. Lineage: Eukaryota; Metazoa; Platyhelminthes; Trematoda; Strigeidida; Schistosomatidae.
AGAUCAACGUGCGCGGCCUUCAAGUUAUGGGUGAUCGGCCUGCAGGUCAACAGUUGCCAGUGCCCGUCCGGAUACCUCUGUCCAGUAUUCGUGCACAGACAAGGCCUCUCGGAAAUAUUGUCCCUGCCAACGUAAGUGAUAUAUUUUAAGGGAAUGAGAUUCCGUCAACCUUUGUUUUUGUACCGUCUGUAAGAGGCCAGCAUUCUCAGUAGGUAGUUUUCUGACGUCCCUUAGCUCUCACUUCACAAUCCUUUUAUAGACAAACACUGGGAUUGUUUUGAAGACAUAGGGGGGAUCCUGAUUACUUAUUUAUAUGCAGACCAAUAUCGUCUCUACAUUUGACGCUCACAUUAAGUGGUACCUAAUAUGUGUUGUUCUAUCUAGCACUAACUAUUCUGUAAGUUCAGAUUUGAUACGACCAAGUAAUCGAAAACUUGUAGAUUCAUAGAUUUUCAUACAUACGGAGCUGUGUUACUGGCCGUUGGCACUUCCUGGAAAUGGUCCUGGAAAUUCUGUCUCGCGACCACACAUUACCAAAUUGCUUAGUCAAUAACCUAAAGUAACGUUUUAUUUUCUCAGCAAAGUAGGAACUUGAAUGCUUUACCACGCUGCAUAUUUGGCUUUUAUGAAAGCGAAACUGGAACAACCUUAUAAGUCCCCCGACCACCCAUGGUUAACCAGGUGUACUUGCUUCCUAAAUCUGGGAUAACUAAUAAUGUCCUUCCGAGUGCUCCGAGUGUGAUGCAAGUUAGGAGUUUGGCGGUUGGACAAACUGUACUCCAACCAAAUGGUGUACUUGCCACCACUCCUGUCAUGCCAAGAGUUGUCACAUCUCAGUCGGGUUCCUCAACUAAAUUGGUGGGAUUUUUUAACCAAUUGUUAGAACUAUCAAAGAAUGUCUCAGCUAGCACUCAUAGCUCAGUAGCAACGCUAAUUCAAGCAUUAGUGAAUGGAGAACUUGAUGCCAGUUCAUUCAGUGCACAACUGCGUAGCAAUCUUAAAAGUGCCAAUCCUGGUAUGGACCUCGCCCCAUUCAUAAAGGACAACAUAGAUUUACUUAGGAGAGAUCUAGCUAAUGGUGUCUGUCGUCUCCCAAACAUACAACCUCCCCCAAAAGAUAUCUUCACAGGUGUACCCACAGCAGUCCCUGUUUCGAUCGUAACAACAUUACCUACCCUAGGUCUUCAGCCCCGUUCUAAUGCUGCAGUUUCUACAACACUAGUUUCUUCAACAGUACCCGCUGGCCCUCGCAUUACUCUGCCGACGAAUACAACUCCUCGCAUAGUAGGCACACUCAUGUCAUCAGUUUCGUCACCAGCUAUUCCAACUAGUCCUGUUACUGUUCCAACACCUCGGACACAACCCCCACUAUUGGCUCCUGCUCCUCCCCGGACAUGCAUUACGUCUGUCGUAAACUUUGAUGCAGCCUCAAGUUCUAACACCGGUGCAAAAUAUCGUUUGGCUCAAUCUUUUAGUGUUUCAUCUUCAGCGUCUAUCGUAUCUAAUGCAACCGCCGCAACAGUGGUUUCGACACGUUUCACAUCAACUAUUAACGGUACGCGUUCGAACUACCAAAACCUGCGACCAAUUAUUGCUUCAUCCACUUCCACAGCAUUGGGUAUCAACUUAGCGUCGAUAAAAUCAGUUGCUGGUGUUUCUGCAUCCGUACCCCCUGUAAUUCGUGCUAAAUCUGGAUAUGCUAACACUUAUUCUCCUGGAAUUCUACCCGCUGUUCACAACAAAGUAGGCUCCAAUGUCCUAUCCUUGAAUGGAUCGACGGUGUUAAUAGAAGGUGUGGACCGAAAACAGAAUGACCUCUCGUUUUUGAGCGACGAUAUCCGUCACCCCGCUAUGUCACCUACACGUGACAAUCCAUUUUUCCCAUCAGAAAAAGUUAAGGAAAUAUUAGAAACUCAUGGCAUAAAAACAUUAACAGAAGAAUCUAUCGCGUGUCUCGCCCACGGUUUGCAAAUAUUCAUCAAAAAUAUUUUAUCAAAGUUGAGGAUUGUAGUAUCACAUCGUCUCGAUCGUUUAGGAGAGGAUUCUCGUUUGGUUCAAACAGACCACACGCGUGAACAGUUGAGGUUUCUUCAGAAGUUGGAUGAGCAUGACCGAAUGAGGCAAUCGGAGUUAGAAAAGGAUCUAAUUUUGAAGGCUGCAAAAUCGCGUUCUCGAAAUGAAGAUCCUCAUCAAAUGCAGAUGAGGGAAAUGGCUCGACGGAUAGCGUCUGAAGAUUAUGAACGUGAAAAGCAACAUCAAGCCAAUCUUACAGCUCUUCACGCUAUCGGCCCACAACGCAAGCGUCGUCUAGAUACUUUAGAUGAAAUGGGCAACCCCAUUUCAACAGAUAUUUUGGGAGCCUCUCUUCCAACAAGAGAUGGUGUGGCAAAUUUGGUGAGUUCCCUACCUGCUGCUACUGCUAAUCGCCUUUCUAUUGUGAGUGCCAGUCGACUAGGUUUGGUAACAUCAGGACCAAAUCUAACGCAACUCAAUUUAGAAGCUUUGCCGGCAAAUUCAAACUCGUUGGUCUCCGGUGUCGGUGGGACUGGUGAUAACAUGCCAAAUACAUCUGGAUUUUCAUUAGCACUCAGUCUCAGGGCACAUCGAGCAACUCUCAGAGACAUACAGGUCAUACUUUCUCGUACACCGAGGCUUCGUCGUACACGUACUUACUAUAGGACGUAUUGGCGCUCUCAGCCUUAAGAGUCUUUUCUUUGUUUCUUAUUUUUAUUUUUGCAUAGACUUGAUUUCUGAUUGUAAUAUGAUUUAACUAUUAGUUGGCUAAUUUUCCUAAAACGUUCCCAACCUAACUUGUAUCAUAAAAUCUUUGUACAUUAUGACUUUUCGCAGUAGCUUACUCCGCUAGGCAUCUGGGGUUCUAUGUAUAUAUAUUUACACACACCGUAAUAUUGUAUGAAAUGUGAUGUUAGUCCCAGAUUCUUUUUCUCUACUAAAUGUGAGAUUUCAUGUAUUUUUUCAUAACGCCUGUACAUUUACCAAUUCCAUGUACAUUUCGUUCGUUGUACAUAGUUUUCGAUUAUCCUUUUCAGAAAAUAAUAAACCUGUUAUUUCUUUAGUACUUCACAAACUUCAUUCCGUUUUUAAAAUUUAUCAUCCUCAUAAAAAAGUUGAAACAACUGACAAACAACCAGCUUCACAUCCUACACAUAAUCUGAGUAUAUUCAGUUUAUUACUAACCAAUAUGUGGGAAUAAAAGCAACUUAUAAAUC